Molecule: messenger RNA, 597 nt
Organism: Asparagus officinalis (garden asparagus)
Lineage: Eukaryota; Viridiplantae; Streptophyta; Magnoliopsida; Asparagales; Asparagaceae
Exons: 3
Coding region: 57-575 (172 amino acids)
Source: RefSeq, a predicted model, not a curated record
AGGAGGAAGGAAAACAAAUACAUGAAAUAAGAAGAAGAAAAAGGGGGGAGAGGGAGAUGGAUAUGGUAAUGAACAAGGUGGGCACGUACAUGCUCCAACAAAAUGCCAGCAAAGAGCUCUCAUCUGUCACCAACGAAAUCGGUUCAUUUACUCACGGGAUCGGAGGAGGUAAAAAAUGGCUGGUGGAUAAAGUAAAAGGAAAGAUGCAGAAACCACUCCCGAAUCUGCUGAAAGAGUACGACCUCCCAGUGGGCCUCUUCCCUCAAGACGUAUCAACCUACGAGUUCAAGGAGGGCACCAAGCAGCUGACCGUGAACUUACCGUUGGCAUGCGAGGUUCGCUACAGGGAUCAGUCCUUCGUGCGCUUCAACACGACCAUCACGGGGUUCCUCGAGAAGGGAAGGAUGUACGAUGUCGAGGGCAUCAAGACGAAGAUCAGCGUGAUUUGGCCGAUGGUCUCUUGCGUUACGACCGAAGGGACGAAGAUCCACCUGCAGACCACCGUCAAGAGGACUACGAGGGAGAGGGCUCCGUAUGAGAUGCUCAGGGAUAGCAUUGGCUUAGACAAGUUCUAAGCGUCGACGUUUUAAUUAAGUU